Molecule: messenger RNA, 1195 nt
Organism: Mangifera indica (mango)
Lineage: Eukaryota; Viridiplantae; Streptophyta; Magnoliopsida; Sapindales; Anacardiaceae
Exons: 6
Coding region: 388-915 (175 amino acids)
Source: RefSeq, a predicted model, not a curated record
CCCCCAGCCUUGAAUACAUAUACCACCAUUCUUAUUACCUCCUCGUCAUAAAUUCUUUGGAUAUUUGCAAAAACUGUGUCCUUCCAUUCACAUUUCAAGUUGCCUUCUUCACUGGCCAUUUUACCAAAAUUUAACUGCCUCUUGAAGACUCUUCUGAGGAGACCGAGCUAGAACACUUUGGUGGAAUCGGCAUUGCUGCGAGAUAUUGCAAGGAUUUUGGUGAGUUAUAUGAACUUGAGGAGAAUGACGAGGAGGCUAUUCUAUUCUUUGAACGGGCGUCUGAAUAUUUGGAAAAUGCAGAAGCAACAACCUCAGCCAAAUAGUGCAAACUGAAAGUUGCUCAAUUUUCUGCUCAACAAGAACGAUACCAGAAGGCGAUUGAGAUAUAUGAAAAAAUAUGGAGUAAGAGGACCACUGCUUAAUGCUGGCAUUUGCCAUCUCUGUAGAGGUGAUGUUUUUGCAAUAAUGGAAGUAGCUAGGCACAAAUAUAUUGAUCCUGGUGUUGCAAUAAUAGAACCGCUUCUUAAUCCUACUCUUCUCUCUCACCAGUCCCUAACUCUCGCUCCAUUUUUCUUCAGUUCAUUCUUCGUAAAUUCAUCCAGUAGUGACGACUUUGCUGCAUUUCUUGAGGCAGAGCUAGAAGCUACUUCAGCUGAAUCAUCACUAGAUGAAGACGCUGAAGAUGACAACUAUAAAAUGAGGAAGCAAGGGAUGAAGAACCUAAGGAUGAGGAAGCCAGAGAUGAAGAAGCCAAGGAUGAGGAGGUUGCAGAUGAUAAUGGCCUCAAUCGCAAGAGUAUAUGUUUGGGAAGAAUGUAGAGCACAAGUUCACAGGUAUCCAGAUGCUGCUUAUUGUGCUUUUGAGUUAGAAAAUGAUGCUCGAGCUGCUCUCAUUACUUUCUGCGAAGAAAGUUAAUGGUGUAAAGAAGUAAACAAUCCUUGUGCACAUUUUUUUAAAUAAUGUUUUGGUGUAACAAGAUGCUAUAUAAUAUUGGUUUUUUCUUAAUAUUUCCUUUGCAGAAUUCUAUUCUCGUUUGUUCUUUAUGUCAAGGUGGCAUGGAGGUGGGUAUUUCCAUUGUAAAGACACUAUCGGUCAACAUUUUUUGAGUUGUCAAAUUGCAGUAAUUGCAAUCAUUCCUUUUAUGUUAUAAUUAUUUAAUGUUUGUAUUUUUAUGCAUUAAUUAUGUUUGACUUCC